Messenger RNA from Schizophyllum commune H4-8, 1023 nucleotides. Its product is annotated as translation initiation factor eIF4e. The coding region runs from base 128 to 691 and encodes 187 amino acids. Gene Ontology annotation, biological process: translational initiation. The record is from RefSeq and is a predicted model, not a curated record. Gene Ontology annotation, cellular component: eukaryotic translation initiation factor 4F complex. The transcript is spliced from 3 exons. Gene Ontology annotation, molecular function: RNA 7-methylguanosine cap binding; translation initiation factor activity. Lineage: Eukaryota; Fungi; Basidiomycota; Agaricomycetes; Agaricales; Schizophyllaceae.
CGAGCGCAAACGGCGCGCCCGUGCACCCGCUCCGCACCACGUAUGUCUGCCCGCCCGCCGCCCCCCUCCGGCCUGAUCGCCCCAGCUCCGGCCAUUGCGCCCCCCCAGAUGGGUCUUCUUCUUCCGCAUGCGCCGCGCGCCCGGCGACAAGAUCACCUCCUACGAGGAGGGCAUCAAGCGCAUAGCCGCCUUCUCCUCCGCCGAGUCCUUCUGGGGCCUCUGGACGCACCUCGAGCCGCCGAGCAAGCUGCAGCCGACGACCGACUACCUGCUCUUCCACCAGGGCAUCCGGCGCCCCGUGUGGGAGGACCCGCUGAAUAUACGCGGCGGGAAGUGGAUCGUGCGGCUGAAGAAGGGCGUCGCGGACAGGAUAUGGGAGGACCUCAUUCUCGCGAUCGUGGGCGACCAGUUCGACGCGUGUCAGGCGGCGGAGAGCGCGGUGGAGGAGGAGCUGCGCGAUGCGCCAGAGAUCUGUGGGUGCACGAUUAGCGUCCGACAAAGUGAAGACAUCAUCAGCCUUUGGAACAAGACGGAUGGCGAUCUCAAGCUCAGGGAAAAGAUCAGGGAUACCAUGCGGAGGGUUCUCAAUCUUCCAGCCACCACGAUUAUGGAGUAUAAAUCCAACAACGACUCCAUGCAGGACAAGUCCUCCUUCCGGAACUCAGCCAUCGACCGAACACCACUCUCAUAGCAGGUCUGCAGUCUCAUAGCUGGUCUUCAGCCUGCGCGAGGCCAUCGCCGGGUCAUCUUCGAAACAGCCGUCGAGGCGAUCGAUUUAUUGCUAUGUAAUGGCCCUUGUUGUACUAGCCGCGGCACCCAUUUAUACGCGCGCUGCCGCCUGUUGUACAAUGUACGUGAGCUUGCGGUUCGGAAAUCUCGCGACGUGCGCGGCGCGAUUCGGAAACCUAACGACGCUCACGACGCGAUUCGGAAGCCUGACGACGUGCGCGACGCGGCUCGGAAACACCGCACACGAACAUUUGGAUGUCGCAAAACGCCGGCGCUGACUAGCGCUCAACGUGC